This is a messenger RNA of Naegleria gruberi, 1365 nucleotides long. RefSeq lists its product as uncharacterized. Gene Ontology annotation, molecular function: phosphatase activity. Gene Ontology annotation, biological process: DNA damage response. The coding region runs from base 1 to 1365 and encodes 454 amino acids. The transcript has a single exon. Lineage: Eukaryota; Heterolobosea; Eutetramitea; Acrasida; Naegleriidae. The record is from RefSeq and is a predicted model, not a curated record. Gene Ontology annotation, cellular component: nucleus; cytoplasm.
AUGGCAACACAACAACAUCGUCUUUCACCUUCCGAUCGUGAACAUCUACUCUCAUGGGAAAAUCAUAAUGAUGAUGGGAAACCAUUGAUCGGCAUGGAUGGAGGUUUUACCUACAUUUCCAUCAUUGAACGUUUGCCAAAGAUUCUUCAAUCCAUGAUUGAAUCCAACAAGGAGGAACAGUUACUACAACAACAUCCCGAAAUAUUGCACAAGUUAAAAGCAUUGGAAGAGGAAUUAGUUGAAGGAGAUGUUUGUACCAAGUUGAGAAUUUCUCUAAAGGCUGAUCAAGCUGUUGAUGAUGAGAAUGUGAGGGCUGAUUUGGAAAAUUGGGCCAAAUAUGAAAAGAUGUUUGGUGUUGAGGAUAAAAAUUGGUUGGAAAUGACUUGGUUCUUCGUGGAGAAUUACUUUUAUAGAUUGAUUUUGGAUAUUACUGAAUUUUGGAAAGCUGAUUCACCAUUGUUGAGAUGGGAUCCUUUCGGUAAUCAAAAGAAAAAGUCUUUAGAUGUUGUUUUUAACUCCAAGUCUGAAAAGACUGUCGCUCAACAAUUUUGUGAGCUGUUGAGUGAAUUGCCAACCGAAGGAGAUAAGAUAUUGAGUCUUGUGAGAGAAAGUAUUGUAUUGAGUUUGUGGGGAAAUCAAGCCGAUUUAAGCUUGUCAACUGGACUUCAAAAUCAUACCGAAAAGUUUAAGAAGAGUUUAGAGGAAAAUAUCUUGUCAAAUGAUUUGACAGAGGUUGUUAAAAUUUUGGACAAUAUCAAAUUGAAGGAGAAGGGAACAAGACAUUUGGCCAUCAUUCUUGAUAAUGUUGGUUUAGAACUUGUGAGUGACAUGUUCAUGGCUGAUACCUUAUUGAGAUUGGACUUUAUUGACAGUGUUACAUUCUUUGGUAAAUAUCAACCAGUCUUUGUGAGUGAUGUUACUGAAAGAGAUUUCCAACAAACUAUCUCACGAUUCGUAGAUCAUGAAGGUAUUAUUGGUGAAUAUGGCAAGCGAUUCUCUCAAUAUAUUGAUAAUCAACAAUGGAAAUUCAAAAAGCAUACCUUCUUUACUUCUCCACUCGAAUAUACCCAAAUACCACAAGAUUUGGCCAAUGAAUUGAGAAAUGACUUUGAAUUUAUUUUCAUCAAGGGAGAUGCAAACUAUAGAAGAACAAUCAAUGAUGCCAAAUUGCCAAUCGAACAAGAUUUUAAUCAAACUUUGCAAUAUUUCCCUGCCAAGAAUGGUAUUUGCAGUUUGAGAACAAUUAAGAGUUACUCACUGAUUGGUAUUAAGGAUAUGGAAAAGUUUAAUAGCGUCAAGGAAACUGUCAGCAAUUGGAGAUAUAGUGGCGAUUAUGGUCUUGUUUGUCUUUCAUCCAGAAAGUAA